CCUCACGCUCACCUGUUCUUCAUUUUUUUUAAUGCUCUGUUCGGAAAUCAAAUCACAGGAUGAUUGAUUAUUGAACGUUUUGUGAUUUUCUAACAAAAAACCCCUUCUCCAUUCCAAUCCCUUUGCCGUCUAUCGGAGUGAGAGACUGCUGUUGCCGCCUCCGUUGCACUCAAGAACUUCCGUCUUCGUGCUAUCGGCGUUCGCUACUUCGCUCCAUUCCAAUCUAGUGCUUGUUCUUCGUGUUUAUUUUAUUGUCUGUUCAGAAAUCAAACCUUCUUCGUGCCUGUUCUUCGAUGGUUGAUUUCAGACUCUCGGUGAUUCUCAUAAAAUUAGAGUUUUUGUGAGUAGUCUCUCAUACUGGUAAUGGAAGCUGCUUAGAGGAAUUUCAAGCUUUGAGAUUUUCUUCCAACGAUGAUGCUGACAACUGGGAUGGAAUGCUUUCUAUAAAAACCACGAGGAGCAGCUCAAAGUUGGGAGUAGAGUAACUUCCAACAUUGAAAACCAUCAGCACAAUGAACUGGUGAUGGAGGCUAUUUUAGGUUUUAGAAGCCAAAGGAUCGAUACUCUUUUAGUUUUUUCGGUUGGACUACGGUUGGACCAGUAAACCAGUGAACCAGUGACUAGAGCAGUUUGAUAAUUGGUCUGGUUCUCAGAACCUUGGUUUAUAGUGUGGUGUACUGGUGUUUGUUGACUCCAACUCCAUAUGUCCAACUCCAACCUGAUAUUUGAUUAUGUAAUUCAAUUUUUGCGGAAAUGUCGUCAUCAUAAACAUGAAAGAUUAGACAUGAAGAAAGUGCAUGGGUACCUGGUGAGGAGGGGCAUCCUCUUUCGGUGCCACUGUCUUCACACAGGAAUGAUGGCCACAUACGCCGCCACGUGCCCCCAUUCUUUUGCUAAUAAGAAGCUUCAAACACUGAUGAACAAGUUCUUGAGAUGCAUCAGCAUCAACUCCACCAACCCCAUACACUUCAAUGCCAUCAUCUCUGAUUCUUCUCGCAUGGGCCUGCCCUUUCUCGCUCUCACUACCUUCUCCUUCAUGCACUCCAAUGCCAUUCCUUUGGAUACCUACGCUUUCUGCAGCACCUUGAAUGCUUCCUCUACACUCGCAGAUGUUCACUUUCCCAAACAGAUACAUGCCCACCUGGCAAAAUCGGGUUGGUCCUCUAGUGUUUUUGUGGCCAGUGCUCUCAUUGAUCUCUACUCUAAAUUGUCCACUUUGAAAGAUGCAGUCCUUGUGUUUGAUGAAACUCCUCACAAGAACACCGUUUGUGCCAAUGCACUUUUGUCCGGUUAUGUCCAUGCUGGUUUCUGGGUUGAACAGCUUGAACUAGUUAGGAAGAUGCCAGUCUUGAAAUUGAAGUACGAUCACUUUACACUCUCAGCGGCUUUACGUGCAUGCACCGGUUUAUCUGCCAUUGAAUUGGGUAGACAACUGCAUAGUUAUUUGUUGCGUACGAUAUGGGACAUAGAGAGUGAUGUGUUUCUGCAGAGUGCGCUGAUUGAGAUGUAUGGCAAGUGUGGGAUGGUGAAGAAGGCAUGGCAAGUGUUCGGGUUGGCAGGAACCGAGGUGAAAAAAGAAAGAAGCAGAGAUGUUGUGCUGUGGACUUCAAUGCUUGGUGUGUAUGGCAGAAAUGGACACUACAAAGAAGUCAUUGCUUUAUAUAAUGAAAUGUUGGUGGAAGGAAUCAGACCAGAUGGGAUAGCAUUUCUUACGGUGAUCUCGGCUUGUGGUCGAACCGGCCAAGUACAAGAGGGUGUCAAGUAUUUUGAAUCUAUGGCUAAUGAAUUCAAGUUAGAUCCUGGUCCAGAGCAUUACAGCUGUUUGGUUGAUUUGCUUUGCAGGGCUGGGGAGUUGCACAAGGCAUGGGAAAUACUAAAUGAGAGAGUGGGAAAAUGUAGCAUCUCCAUGUGGGGAGCUCUACUCAGUGCAUGUGUGGAUUGUGGGAACAUAGAGUUGGGCGAAUUGGCAGCUGAAAGAGCACUUCACUUAGAUCCUCAGAAUGUUGGAAUCUGCGUCAUGCUAUCAAACCUAUAUGCCAAGUUUGGUAUGUGGGAUCGGAUCAGGGAAUUGAGAGCCCUGAUUAAUGCAAGUCGGUUAAGAAAAGAUGUUGGGUGCAGUUGGGUUCAGGUAACAAGUUGAAUGGCUUCUUGUCAUGCUUUCAACAAAAUAUGACAAACAACACAGGAAUAGAUUUCGAUCAAGUUUAUGGCAUGAUGAGAUCAUUUAGUGAGGGAGAUAUAAAGGUAUGUUACAGCAGAGGGUGAUCUGUUCAAAGCCCCGGAACCUGUUUU
Messenger RNA from Arachis duranensis, 2292 nucleotides. RefSeq names its product pentatricopeptide repeat-containing protein At3g12770. The transcript is spliced from 5 exons. Lineage: Eukaryota; Viridiplantae; Streptophyta; Magnoliopsida; Fabales; Fabaceae. Bases 704 to 2140 code for a protein of 478 amino acids. Gene Ontology annotation, molecular function: protein binding; RNA binding. Gene Ontology annotation, biological process: RNA modification. The record is from RefSeq and is a predicted model, not a curated record.